Tachysurus fulvidraco (yellow catfish) is the source of this 683-nucleotide messenger RNA. Its product is annotated as class I histocompatibility antigen, B alpha chain-like. The transcript has 3 exons. Gene Ontology annotation, cellular component: external side of plasma membrane. Bases 138 to 608 code for a protein of 156 amino acids. NCBI's taxonomy places the organism in Eukaryota, Metazoa, Chordata, Actinopteri, Siluriformes, Bagridae. Gene Ontology annotation, biological process: immune response. The record is from RefSeq and is a predicted model, not a curated record.
GGUUUUAUUGGUUUAACCCUUUACAGAUACACACUCUGCAGUUCUUCUACACUGCUGUCACACCAGGAAUAAAAGUCACUGCUGUUGGUCUGCUGGAUAGAGAACAGUUUGUGUACUACGACAGUAGCAUCAAGAAGAUGAUCUCAAAGACAGAGUGGAUACAGAAGAUCAGUACUUAUGAUAAAGAUUACUGGAACGUAGAAACAGAGCGUGUUAUGGAUUAUAAAGACUUUGUGGCUACAGUAAUGAAAAGCUUGAAUCAAGCUGAAGGAGAUCAUACACUCCAGUUGGUGUUUGGCUGUGGGCUUGAUAACGGCACCAUUAGAGGAUACAGUCAGUACCGUUAUGAUGGAGAAGAUUUCAUCAGUCUGGAUCUGAACUGGUGCCAGAAACCUGGAUGCCGAACUUGGACUGCAGCUAAUGAGAAAGCUGAGAUCUGUAUAAAAAAGUGGGAUCCUAGAGGAGAUCAGGCUAGAUCCUGGAUGGACUACCUGCAAUUCAACUGUAUUGAUCAGUUAAAAAAAUCCUCCUAUAGUGUCAGUGAUCCAGAAACAUUCGCCUUCUCCAGAGCUGGUGUCAUACCACAAGUUUCUUCCCCAAAGCAAUGAUGAUCUUCUGGAAAAAGGACGGAGAGGACGUGCAUGAGGACAUGCAGCUCAGUGUAACAUUACUAAACCAAGAUG